GCAUUCAAUGACGCUCCUCUCUGUCGACCUAAGUUGCAUAGAAACUAGGUAGAACUCUUUUGAGACGCUUUCUUCCCCCUUUCGUCUUUUAACAUCUGUAGCUCAAAUAAUCUGAUCACUGGCCCCACUUUUCAGAGAAAAAAAAACAGCGUUGAUCUUACAGUUACCAGUUUCCAUUUGUAGUUAACGUUUACAUCCGGGCUGGGUUGGUUGGUUGGUUAGUUUUGGUGACUGUUGUCUUCAUGUAAGUUUCACCCGGAAAAAGCGAGAGAGAGAGAGAGAAAUAUAUAUUUUAAUCUCCAAUUUAAUCCCCCCACCUUGCAAAAAGGGUAGAAUUUUUUUUCUGCAAAAAAAGAGUUUCAGCUCCACAUUCUGAUCAGACACGCUCAGUGUUGCCGAGCUGCUGAGAGGCUGCAAGCAACAGAUUCCCGUUUCUCAUCUGGUGUGAUGAUCAAUGAGAAUAGAAAUGCCAUAUGUGGAUCGAUACAGCCGUGUUUGUGGGUUUCUGGACAUUGAGGAGAUUGAAGGCAGCGGGAAAUUCCUGAGACGAUACUUUAUUUUGGACACGUCAGACAAUGCGCUCUUGUGGUACAUGGACAACCCACAGAAUCUACCACCUGGAACCCAAUAUGUCGGCAGUCUGCAGUUACCCUACAUUUCUAAGGUCAGUGAAGCUACUGCAAAGCAGAAACCAAAAGUUGAAUUUUGCUUUGUUAUAAAUGCAGGUCUACGCCGCUACUUUCUACAAGCUAACGAUAAGAAUGAUUUACUUGACUGGGUUGAUGCCUUAAACAAGUCGUGCAAAAUUACAGUGCCAAAGGGCAAUGUGAAUGACCCACAGCCCAGUGCUGAACUAAAAAGGCCUACAACAGAAGCCCAGAAGCAGCAGAUUCCAUACAAGACUGAAAUCAUUGGCGGAGUUGUAGUGCAAACACCCAUCACUCAGGUGAAUGGGGGCGAAAGUCAAGAAGCUACUGAAUCUGCUACACACAGCGUUUUGAAACGUUCCUUAAGUCACAUUCCGGUGUCUGGAAGCAAGCAAACAUUAGGACCUCAGGUUUUGAAGAGUGGGUUCUGUGUGAAACAGGGCAUUGUGAGAAAAAGCUGGAAGAGGAGAUACUUCACACUGGAUGAAAGUUUUUUCAGUUACUUCAAGUGUGAAUUGGAAAAAGAACCACUUCGAGCAAUACCGCUUAAGGAUAUACAAAAAGCCCAAAACUGUAGCUGCAGUCAAGCACUGAUGAGGGAUAAUUUGUUUGAAAUAGUCACAACGUCUCGAACUUUCUACAUUCAGGCAGAUAGUCCUGCGGAGAUGGAAAGCUGGAUGAAAGCCAUCAAUCAAGCCAUCAAGGCACUGAAGUGUUCGAGCAAUAAUGCAGCAGUUCCAGUUCAAUCCGCCUUCGUCAGCAGAACUUCUUCUUCACAGCUGCAAGAUUCCCUGACCGCGUCCAACCCUUCCUCCUCGGCGUUGGUGUGGCCUCAAUCUAGCUCCAAGCCACAAGGAGAAGAGAAACGACCUCUCUCCAAGUCUACCUCCGUGGUGUCAUCGUGGCAGCCAUGGACUCCUGUGCCAGCUGCUGACGAGCCACCUUUAUCCCCGGUAGAGGAGGUGGGCAGGCACGAGAGUGUCCUGAAAGCACCAUCUGAAGUACCGAACACGCAGCUGCCAAUGAAGGAAGAUGUGACUGGUCAAGGGAAGCGCCGCAGACACAGGUCACAGCCAGCACCCAGAAAUGAGCAAAAAUUCCAAUACAACAUAGAUGAUGAUGGCAUCCGAACAACGGAUGUUUAAUGACAGUAAACUUGCCUUUUCUAUUGUUUGUUCUGUCUGGGAUUAGUGACUCGAUUAAUUUUUGUUUUGGGUGAAAGUGCCUGCUUGUAAACAGCUUAGCUUGCCAUCGUCCUCGCUGUACCUUCAUUACUUCAUAAAGUCAGGAAGCUAUGUUGGAGAUUGAACGCUCAAGAAGAGCAGCAAGGUUGUGUUUUUGGCUGCUCAUUACAUUUCCAUCAGUACUUUUCAUUCCUACUGGAUCUGAUAGGUUAACUGCACAGCCGGGCUCUGUUUGUCUGGCAACUGAAACUCGAAACAACAGAAGGCCCAGCACAACCUACCACAGCCAAUGGGUCUCCGUGAUACACUGGUGAUAAGGAAUGUAUUAAAAUUUGAACCGUUUUUACAUUCCUGAGGUGUAGUGAAGUCCCCUGUAUACGUUUGUCACUAAAACGCUGUUGAACAAUCUGAAACACAGAUGUGUGCUGUGACCAUCCAGCUGUUGCGGAAAAUGGAAUUCAGACUCUGCAUUCCUUAAUUAUGUCAUUGCAGUUCCUAAAUCUUUACUGCUGCCUUUCUGGAAAUGGACAUUGAUCAAUUUCUUGAAGAAGGAGUGAAUCUAGAAAAGAGCUUUUGCAGUCCCUAAAUUGGGUUUUCAUCAUGAUUCGUGCCUGCUGUUUCAGUGCUUGCGCAAUGGAUUGGACAAACAUUUACUUCAUCUAAGCAUUCCUUGGAUUGUUUCGUUUGUUUCUCCAGAGUCAUUUUUAAUUUACUGAUUGGAGGGCCUUGUCUUCAUACUGUUCUGUAUCUCUUUUUAAGGCUCAGGCAUAGUCUGUAACUGAAAAUAGCUCCAAAAUGUCUCAGCACAUUGUGUAACUCAGUUAAAUAAACUCAGGAGGGUAGUCAGCCCAGUUGGUGAAAAGUUACAGUGACACACUAUCAACUGGGAGAUCCAAACUUGAUUCUAUUUUAACUAACGUGUGCUCUUGUGGCAAGUUUGUUUGCACUGGAAAGAUAAAGUAAAGAAAGGAAGAGAGAGUCAGAGAGAGUAAUUUCUCCUCGUUUUCCCUUAACGUCUUGUAUUUCUCUGUGAAUUUACUCUUCACAACUUCCCAUGGGGAGCUGGUAGUUUCUGCCCCUCUUCUACACUGAACCUAUGAACUACAUUUUGCUGGAUGUUUACGGAGGCUUUCUGUUGCUGUGGGCAGAGUUGGUGAUAAACCGUACACUUUAUAUCAAACGUGAGCAUCUGCAUUUUGAAUCUGUAACAUCUGGGACCUGCUGCUCAUGAGCUUUCCGGCUGCAAACAGAUUGUCUGAAUAAACUUUCCUUAGGAAGGAGGAGUCGGGGGUUUGGGGGUUUGCGUACAACCAAGUAAUCACAAACUACCAUUUAGCAACUCCUUGCAGAUUUCAGCCAAAAUCAAACGCCUGAACAGAUGAAAAUAUCGGCUUAAAAAUUUGGCUUAGACACAUAUAAGACCGGGGUAUGGUUCGGGUUAUGUCCAUGGAUUUUCCCAAUGAUUGGCAAGCUGGAGUAUUUAUAGCCUGGUUCAUUUGUGAUACUUGCAGUUUAAGUCUGCUAAUAAAGUAUUUUAAUUCCGCAGUAAGGGUUUAAUACUGUUGUGAAAUGCAUUACUGAAUGCAGAGACUGUAUCAGUGAGCUCCAUUUGUAUUGAAAUUGCCCAGUAUUUGGCAUCUUUAUAUUACGUUCUGGGUAUGGCCACAGUACUAACCCAUGUAGUCUCUGCACUUGUACCAAUUAAAUGGUUAUUUAUAGAGCAAUGCAAUCCCAUUUUCCUCUUUAAACUUGAGAAAUGAGGGGUCAUUUUAACUGGGCAAUAGUGUAAACCAGUGAUGGCGAAUUGGCAGCCUAGAUUGCAUCUCUUUCCCCAUUGAAGCCCAUGAAAUGAAAAUCAGGGGAAUGGAAAAAGGAGCAAUCGACUCGCUAAUACCCAUUUAACAUGAUAAAGUAAAAUUCACCCGUCCUCCUAUAGAAAGGACAAGGCAAACAGGAUCCAUCAUCACUGAUUUAGCCAAGGUUAGUCAUUUGAAUGCAGGAUAAAAUUUAUUUUUCUGUAUUUUAACACCCACACAGUCAAACAGAGAUGCACUUACAUGCCCAGCUAAGAUCUGAACAUGCUUUGCAUGUGCAGAGCUGAUAGAUUUGAAUGUCAGGACUCGAAAUGGCAACCUCAGGAAUGUGAAGCAGGUUGUAAUGGGCAGUGGCCCUACCAUUCUAUCAUUACCAAAAUCUCAAAUAUAGAAGAAGCAAUAAAAUCUGAACAUGCAAAUAUUGGAA
This is a messenger RNA of Carcharodon carcharias (great white shark), 4072 nucleotides long. Its product is annotated as pleckstrin homology domain-containing family A member 2-like. Lineage: Eukaryota; Metazoa; Chordata; Chondrichthyes; Lamniformes; Lamnidae. Bases 455 to 1792 code for a protein of 445 amino acids. Gene Ontology annotation, cellular component: cytoplasm; membrane. The record is from RefSeq and is a predicted model, not a curated record. Gene Ontology annotation, molecular function: PDZ domain binding. The transcript is spliced from 12 exons.